GUGCUUUCAGUUUCACUCUCCUCUGGUUCGGUGGCAGUGCCGGUCACAGUAGAACGCCCAGAGCACCCCUCGAGGUUAGAGGAGUGAGAUAAAAGUCCCAAGAUUGAGUGAGAGACAAGAAAUCGCAAAACCACUCCACCUAAGUUCAAGGGGAAAAGAAGAUAAGGUAACAUUCGUGGAGAUGGCCUCAGAGACUCACAUGCCAAGCCCAGUGUGCCUCAUUGAGAACGUUAAUAAAAACCUCAAGGUUAACCAGGAAGCUUUGAAGAUCCUGGCUGCCAUUAAGCAGCCUGUGGUGGUGGUGGCCAUCGUGGGGCUCUACCGCACAGGCAAAUCCUACCUGAUGAACAAGCUGGCUGGGAAGAAAAAGGGCUUCUCUCUGGGCUCCACGGUGCAGUCUCACACCAAGGGCAUCUGGAUGUGGUGCGUGCCCCACCCCUUGAAGCCAACCCAAACCUUAGUUCUCCUCGAUACCGAGGGGCUGGGAGAUGUCGAGAAGGGAGACAACCAGAAUGAUGCCUGGAUCUUUGCCCUGGCGGUCCUCCUGAGCAGCACCUUUGUAUACAACAGCAUGGGAACCAUCAACCAGCAGGCCAUGGACCAACUGCACUAUGUGACAGAGCUGACAGAACGAAUCAGGGCAAAUUCUUCUGCUGUAAGCGAGGUGGAGGACUCGGCUGACUUUGUGAGCUUCUUUCCAGACUUUGUGUGGACGCUGAGAGAUUUCUCCCUGGAUUUGGAAGUCAAUGGACAACCCAUCACAGCAGACCAAUACUUGGAGAAUUCCCUGAAGUUAAGCCCAGGUAAUAGUCAAAAAGAUAAAAAUUAUAACCUGCCCCGACUCUGUAUCCGGAAGUUCUUCCCCAGGAAGAAAUGCUUUAUUUUCGAUCGACCCGUUCAUCGGAAGAAGCUUGGCCAGCUCGAGGCACUGCAUGAUGAUUGCUUGGAUCCUGACUUUGUGCAACAAGUUGCAGUCUUCUGUUCCUUCAUCUUCAGCCAUUCUAAGAUCAAGACUCUCUCAGGAGACCUCAAAGUCAAUGGACCUCGUCUGGAGAACCUCGUGCUGACCUAUGUCAAUGCCAUCAGCAGUGGGGACCUGCCCUGUAUGGAGAAUGCAAUCCUGGCUUUGGCCCAGAUAGAGAACUCGGCUGCAGUGCAAAUGGCUAUUGCCCACUAUGAUGAGCAGAUGGGCCGGAAGGUGCAGCUGCCCACAGAAACCCUCAAGGAGCUGCUGGACCUGCACAGAGUCGUUGAGAAAGAAGCCAUUCAACUCUUCAUCAAGAGUUCAUUCAAAGAUAUAGACCACUUAUUUCAAAAGAAAUUAGCGGAACAGCUAGAGAAAAGGAGGGAUGACUACUGCAAACAGAAUCUGCGAGCAUCUUCGGAUCGCUGCUCAGCUUUACUUCAGGAUAUUUUCAGCUGCCUAGAAGAAGAAGUGAAGCAGGGCAUUUACUCUAAACCAGGGGGAUAUCGUCUCCUCCUUCACAAGACCCAAGAGCUGAAGAAAAAGUACUUGGAGCAACCCAGGAAAGGAAUACAGGCUGAAGAAACUCUGCAGAAAUACUUGAUGUCUAAGGAGUCUAUGAUGGAUUCAAUUCUACAGACAGAUCAGACCCUUACAGAAAAGGAAAAGGAGAUUGAAGUGGAACGUGUGAAAACUGAAUCUGCACAGGCUUCUGCAAAAAUGCUGGAGGAAAUGCAAAUAAAGAAUCAGCAGCUGAUGGAACAGAAGGAAAAGAGCUAUCAGGAACAUGUGAAACAAUUGACUGAGAAGAUGGAGAAGGACAGGGCCCAGUUGCUGCAAGAUCAAGACAGGGUUCUAGCUAUUAAGCUUCAGGAACAGGCCCAACUCCUCAAGGAAGGAUUCCAAAAUGAGAGUAAACGGCUGGAAGCUGAAAUAGCGACGCUCCGAAACAGAAUGCAACCACCACGAAAAAGAUGCACCAUAAGUUAGAAACCUGAAGAACAGACCUCUUCCAUCCCUCUUACCCACUGCCAAACUUAGAAUUUGUAAGGUAGCUUACUGAAAAACAGAUCUCAUUGCAUCUGAUAAUAAUUCAGUCUUGCAUUUUUGUAACCCCCUAAAUUUGCAAAGACAGGCAAUACUAUGGUUGAAUUCAUGUUUACUGUCCUAAAGAGAUUCUAAAUUGUGUAGCCAAACAAACCAAACUCACUGCCAUCAAAUUGACUCCAGUGCAUCGUGACCCUAGAGUAGAACUGCCCCUUUGAGUUUCCACCACUGUACAUCUUGACUAGAGAGCCUCUUUCUUUCCCCACAGAGUGGUAGGUUUGAACCGCUGACCUUGCAGUGAAUAGCCCAACAGCUAACCCAUUACACCACCAGGGCUCCUGAAUUGUGUAACAAAAAUGCAUUUUACCUUGAGACCAACAAAGAAAGUGUCAGAAACUAGCACUAUUCAAAACCAAGCCAUUGCCUUCAAGCCAAUGUUGAGUUACAGAGAUUCUAGCAGAGUAGUACUGCUCCAUAGGCUCUCCAAGGCUGUGAAUCUUAACAGAAGCACAUUGUCUCACCUUCUGCCUCAGAGAGGAUGGUGGGUUCAAACCACCAACCAUCUGGUUAACAGACCAAUGGUUGAUAAACUUCAAGGGGAAUCAGUCUUUCAAAUGGUCACCAAUAGACAGGUGAAUGAUGAGCAAAGCCUUAAGGAGACAAUUUCAGGUUCAGGACAUAGUUUGUCAAAGUUUACAAUGGAUCUCAAUGACAGGAGAAACCACUCUAGCUUUUUGGUAAACACAAGGUGCCAUUCCCCUCUGGGUUAAGAUUACAAUCUGUUAAUGGUUGUGUGAUUUCUGGGCAUUGGCAAUGGACAAUAACCACUGAUGACUUCCAAGCUAAAUCAACAUAAUAGGGAGACCUUGACUAUGUAAUCUCCAUAGGAAAAUGAGACUGAGCAUCACCAUGGGGUAGGAGUUUAGUUCUUAGCAAAUAUACUACAGAAGGAAACAUCUUUUCUUCUUUAUUUCACCCAAAUUAUCAUUUUAACAUGACAUCUAGACCUUUGAACUUACACCGGAAUAAACCCAAUAAGAUGAUGACAACUGGAUAGAAUGCAUUUAUAUCAAUGUGAAAGGCACCCUGGUGCUAUAGUGGUUAUGCAUUGCGCUGUGAUGCACAUGGUUAGCAGUUCAAAACCACCAGCUGCUCCGAGGGAGAAAGAUAGGACUUCCUACUUCCGUAAACAGUACAGUCUAGAAACCUAACAGGGGGAUCACUAUGAGUCAGCACUGACUCUAUGGCAGUGAGAUGUGACCAAAGUGUACUAUGCAAACAUCAACUUUAAAUGGAAAAUGUGAUAGAAAACUGAGCUAUUUUAAUUAUUUGAUUGCUUUUCAUCUUAAAUAUCAGGCUACUGUUUUCCCAAUUCUGAGCAUGAAUAUUUGAAAGCCUACUUGAUAUUCCCUAAAGAAAAUAUAGAUUGUUUUGGUGUUAUUUUUCCAAUUACAUAGUGUACUUAUUAUUACCCAAACAUAUAACCUGUUUCCCAAUUAUUAAAAGUCCUGAAUAAGUAGUUGAUGCUACUCAGAGUCAUUUUUUAAGGCUAUAAUGAAAUAUAUUUCAUUUGACAUUUUA
This is a messenger RNA of Echinops telfairi (small Madagascar hedgehog), 3592 nucleotides long. RefSeq names its product guanylate binding protein 1 (gene GBP1). The coding region runs from base 182 to 1954 and encodes 590 amino acids. The transcript has 11 exons. Gene Ontology annotation, molecular function: GTP binding; GTPase activity. NCBI's taxonomy places the organism in Eukaryota, Metazoa, Chordata, Mammalia, Afrosoricida, Tenrecidae. The record is from RefSeq and is a predicted model, not a curated record.